UGCUCAGGUUGAACGAAAAGGAAGAUCGGAUACAAUCUCUGGUGGACUGAGCCCUUCUCUGCAACCCGCGAAGAGGUAAAAUCCCUGUGAUUUUGGAAUUAUUUUUUUUCUUAUUGCAACUGGCGCGGUCUCGUUUUCACCUUCUAUUUCCUUGUUGAAUUUCCAUUAUAUAUAAAUUUUUGUUGAGCGAUCUUGGCCGGAAUAAGUAGGUCUAUGAAAAUUAAAUCGAACUUGUUUAUUUUCGUUUGAUGAUUUUGUUUGUUUUGCUCGUAAUGAAGUUGGAGAACAAUGGAUUCGAGGAACACCCCUUUACCGACCUCUCUGGUCCAUGCCUCUGCACCCUCAUCACCCCUGAUACGGUGGAGAGUUGUGAUGGCUAUUACUAUGAGUUUGAAAAUGGUACCACAGCAAUUGGUUUUAUUUUGAACAAGGAAGGUGUUAUGGUAGCUGUUGAUCAUUCAAGCAUACCAUCUGGUUCAUUUCCCCAAAACGUAAUUGUCUUCCAUUCACACCUGCUUACCACUUUUUCUGGCGGGAGUAAAGAUUCGCUUGAACGUUUGCCGGUUUAUCUGCAGAAGAAGUGCCACGAAUAUGAACUCAAGGAGGGGAAAAAAGCUUCUGCUGCAGAAGCAUCCAAGUGGCUGGCUGAUUUUCUGUCCCUUCAUCCUGACAGUGAUGACCGUUUGUCCCUAGGAGUACUAAUUGCUGGGUGGGACAACGAAUUGGGACCUGCCUUGUAUAAAGUGAACGGUAAGGGGAAACUACGUCAAAGUCCAUACCUUGGAGCUGGAUGUGGUUCAAGUGGAUCUGGUGGAUUGAGUUAUAGAGUCCUCGGUAAUUUGUCCCUGGCUGAUGCUACAGAGGUGGCCAAAAAAGCACUCUGUCUUGGUGUAUGUUAUGUUCCUGAAAGUGAGGGAUGUGUGAGUGUUUUCCACGUGGGAUGUGCCGGGGUUACACAAGUGGUCUUUGGUGAUGAUAUUGGCGAAUGGCAGAAUCAUUUCUUCAGCAAAGUGCCCUGGCAGAGGAAGGUUUUGGAGGAUUGCAUGAACAUGGCAAAAAAAAACCUUCGACCUAGAAACUGA
Molecule: messenger RNA, 1082 nt
Organism: Oldenlandia corymbosa var. corymbosa
Lineage: Eukaryota; Viridiplantae; Streptophyta; Magnoliopsida; Gentianales; Rubiaceae
Source: the annotation of a GenBank genome assembly